Molecule: messenger RNA, 306 nt
Organism: Tetrahymena thermophila SB210
Lineage: Eukaryota; Ciliophora; Oligohymenophorea; Hymenostomatida; Tetrahymenidae
Exons: 1
Source: RefSeq, a predicted model, not a curated record
AUGAUCAUUUUAAGACACAGGAUGGAUAUUUAUUUCAAAUUUUUUAAAAUACAAAAAGAUAAUCAAAGAAUAGCUAUCUAAGCUUAUUAAAAUAUUUAGUAUCAUCAAACAAGGGUUGCUAUAAGCAUUAUUAGUACAGAAGCUGAAAGAAUAGUUGAGUUUGCUACAGCUUAUUAAGCUAAAGGCAGACAGGUAUUUUUAAUGCAGGUAAAAUAAGAGUUAACUUGCUAUGUUUUAUAAGGACCAUAGCAAUCAGAUAUACAUCCGCUCAAAGAAUCAGGAACAAUAGAUUAAUCCUUCAUCUGA